UCCCAGCCGUGGUCCGGGCGGGCUGGGGAGCGGCGGUGCCGCCCCGGCCGGGUGUGUCCAGGCCGGGUAUAAAUUCCAGGGCCUGGCUCCGGCUCCCCUUCCUCCCUCCCGUCCUCCCGUGUCCCGUCCGAUCUCUCGGUUGCCGCUGUCGCCAUGGAGUGUCCCCUGGAGCAGGCGCUGGCCGUGAUGGUCGCCACCUUCCACAAGUACUCGGGCAAGGAGGGCGACAAGUACAAGCUGAGCAAGGCGGAGCUGAAGGAGCUGCUCCUGAAGGAGCUGCCGAGCUUCAGCAAACAAACCAGCGAGGCGAGUUUACAGAAGCUCAUGAGCAACCUGGACAGCAACAGCGACAGCGAGGUGGAUUUCCAGGAGUACGUGACCUUCCUGGCCUGCAUGGCCAUGAUGUGCAACGACUUCUUCCAGGACCUGCCGGACAAGAUGCCGCGCAGGAAGUGAGGGCAGGGCCCUGCCACCGCUCUCUGGGACCUUCCCGUUGUCCUCCCGAUGCCAUUUCAAUAAAUUUUGAUUCAAACGAA
Molecule: messenger RNA, 536 nt
Organism: Poecile atricapillus (Black-capped chickadee)
Lineage: Eukaryota; Metazoa; Chordata; Aves; Passeriformes; Paridae
Product: protein S100-A4-like
Exons: 3
Coding region: 154-456 (100 amino acids)
Cellular component (GO): cytoplasm
Molecular function (GO): transition metal ion binding; calcium ion binding
Source: RefSeq, a predicted model, not a curated record